Messenger RNA from Penaeus chinensis, 764 nucleotides. RefSeq names its product protein DGCR6-like (gene gdl). The coding region runs from base 62 to 634 and encodes 190 amino acids. Lineage: Eukaryota; Metazoa; Arthropoda; Malacostraca; Decapoda; Penaeidae. The transcript is spliced from 4 exons. The record is from RefSeq and is a predicted model, not a curated record.
UAUUCAAGUCUCCUUCGCGAUUUGGCUCAAAAUAAUUUGGAAAUCGAAUUGAAAAAAUACAAUGCAUUCUGCUGCAGAUAAUUCUUCAGAUACACAAGAAAGAUUGUAUAAGAUGCUUGAGAAACUGCAGUCUUUAGCUCGGGAAAUUCCACAGAAGUACCAACAACGUCUACCAUACGAUUUACUCUCAUCUUUGGCCCACGUGUUACUUGACAAUACAGUUUUCGAGAUAGUGAGAGAGCUUGCGGAGCUUCAACAUAUGACAGAGAAAAGUUUACAUCAGCAACGCACUCAGUUGAUGCACAAACACAAGACUGAUCGAGAAGCACUGAUAAAAUCCCACAAGGAUGAAAUACAAGCAGCAGAGUGCCAGGGAAAGACCCACGUUGCCUCACGCCUGCCGCGGUUACACCAGGAACAGUUAGCACAACUAGAUGCCCGUCAUGCACAGGAGAUAUCCACCAUGCACGUCCAGAUUCUUCAGUUGUUGGAUCAGAAGGUAACAGAGCAACAGUCAACAUUACAACAGGUUGGUGUACCAGGAUUUCAUGAAACAGAAAACCCAGUUGAAAUUAAGAUUCAGAUGUAUAUAAUGGACUUUAUAGUUAAAAUUGGGGGCAUUAAGGUUCCCUGAUAGUUAUUGUCAAAUAGUCUUAGGAUUUUCUGCAACAGGAGUGCAACUUGUAUAUUAUAUAUUAUUUAAUAUUGUUAACUAUAUUGACAAUUUAAAAUAUAUGGAUUAUUAAAUAUUAUUUUUACUACUA